AUGCAAAACCCAUCUCCUCUUCCAGUCGACGUGUCGCAAUUAACCACAGCAUGGGAAGAUACCUAUGUGCCACAGCUCGCGACAGUUGGCCGCCCGGACGUGCGCUCCAAGGUGUGCACCAAUUCUCGCGUCACUCUCUCCCUUAUCGCCGAUGAUUGUUUGAGUCCUAGCAAGGCUCUCUGCAAUCCGCCCUGCGUCUACCAUGACAUAAGAGCCGCCUACCUACCCGCCCGUCGUCCAACCGCUGCCGCGUCGAUCAUGAUAGGAGCUACCAGGCGCUGGAUCCGGCGCCAUCGCAAAGGCUUGGCCAUCGGGGCUGGGGUUAUCGGGGUGGGUUAUCUCGCGGGGCAGUAUGUCCUGUCCAAGAUCUCCGAGGCGCGCGAGCGCAUGAGCAGCGAGAGGAUCGCACGGGAAAACCUACGACGACGUUUCGAGCAGAAUCAGGCAGACUGUACCUUCACCGUGCUGGCAUUACUCCCGACCGCGACGGAGAAUAUUCUUGAGUCUCUUCCAGUCGAGGAGCUCACGCAAGAGCUACAGCGAAAGCGUGCGGAGCGGUUAGCCCGGCUGAGCGGCUCGGAUGCGCCAGGCUCAGAGCCCAGUUCGACAGCGCCCAGUGUCACCGAUGAUGACGGACGGAGCUUGUCCAGCUUCCAGACGGAGAGCUACGUCCAUGCUAGUCAACUGGGUGAUUCGACCACUAAUGGAGGCAGUCAGCGGCCGAAACGAAGCAAAGCGCAGCUCUGGAAUGAGGUCAAGAUCUCUUCGAUAACGAGAGCCUUCGUCCUGCUCUACACCCUGUCCCUCUUGACCCUGCUCACCCGGAUCCAGCUCAAUCUUCUUGGCCGCCGUAACUAUGUCUCGAGCGUCAUGUCACUGGCAUCUCCGCCUGCCAAUACAUCCACUAUCAGCUUGGAAGAUCAUGAUGAUGAGAUUGGACAAGCCUUUGGAAACGAUUUUGAGACCAAUCGGCGCUAUCUGACUUUUAGUUGGUGGCUCUUACACCGAGGUUGGAAGGACUUGAGGGAAAAGGUCCAGGCUGCUGUGGAAGAGGUGUUUGGACCGCUGAACCCAAGAGAGGAUAUCACGCUCGAGCGGUUGUCUCAGCUGACGCUGGAAGUCCGCAAAAAGGUGGAGGGUGCUACGGAGGAGGAAAGAAGGGCCAUGAAAUGGCUCCCUUAUUUGCUCCCUCCCAGGGAAGAGGAGGAUAUGGUUCUGCAGGAGUCCGGCGUCUUAAGCGCGUCAACGCCUUCCUCACCCCACACAGAAGCGACUUUGCGACGUCUUCUGGAUGAGACUUCCGACCUGAUCGAAUCACCGUCUUUCACUCGCAUUUUAACCUUGCUGAACAAUGAAGGCUUCUCGACUCUCGUGGACCAGAAAUGUACCACACAGGCUUUCAAGUCAUCCCCGACUUCCGAGCCGACAAAAGCGGCCGCUCAGCAGUCCUCAUCUAGCGCGACCAUUGUUCCCACCUCGGGGUCAUCCGGUCCCAAGGCCAAGCUGGCCACUGUGCUGGCCGUGAUGACUCGCGAGGCACAUAACAUCGGAAAUGGCAGCAACCCACCCAACGAGUACCUUGUCGCCAUGGAACAAGGUGUGCGUGAGCUGGAAGCGUUCGCUGCCGUGGUGUACAGCUCCAACUUCGACCUGGGGGUGCCUCCCUCCGGGCCGGAUUCGACCAAGCCGUCUACAACUGCAGCUACCUCCUCAUCCUCAUCCUCCUCCCCGCCUGCAAAUGUGGACCAAAGAACCGGCGCCAAGGAAAACGAAGGCAACUCUGCCAGUUUAGUCGAUCAUGGCCAGUCGACUGCGCCACCUGCCGGGUCGAAAGACGACUCUGGUGCUGCUCCCUCUGCGGCUGCGGUGGAUGCGGAAUUCGAGAAGGCCUGGGGGAAAGCAGUGGAGAAUUCCAGCCAGAGCGGUGGUACAUGA
Rasamsonia emersonii CBS 393.64 is the source of this 1935-nucleotide messenger RNA. Its product is annotated as Peroxisomal membrane protein (Pex3). The transcript has 5 exons. Lineage: Eukaryota; Fungi; Ascomycota; Eurotiomycetes; Eurotiales; Trichocomaceae. The record is from RefSeq and is a predicted model, not a curated record. Gene Ontology annotation, biological process: protein import into peroxisome membrane. Bases 1 to 1935 code for a protein of 644 amino acids. Gene Ontology annotation, molecular function: protein-macromolecule adaptor activity. Gene Ontology annotation, cellular component: peroxisomal membrane.